GCAGCAGUGACCCAGAAAUGAGUUCGAUUCACACAGUCCUUCCUCCUCCAUAACCAGCCCAACGCCCGUCCGAGAGUGCCUCCCCGCGCGAGCGCCGGGUGUGUGCGCGCCGGCGAACGCAGGGGCCCGCCCGGCUCCCUCCCCUCCCGCCGCGGCCCCAACUCGUGCGGCGGAGCCGGCGCCGGCGGAGCCUCCGCAGCAGGCCGCCUGCUGUUUCCCGGGGAGAUCAUGAAACGAGGUCGCCUUCCCAGCAGCAGUGAGGAUUCUGACGACAAUGGCAGCCUGUCCACCACUUGGUCCCAGAAUUCUCGGUCCCAGCACAGGAGAGGUUCCUGCUCCAGACAUGAAGAUCGGAAGCCUUCCGAGGUGUUUAGGACAGACCUGAUCACCGCCAUGAAGCUGCACGACUCCUACCAGCUGAACCCCGACGAGUACUACGUGCUGGCAGACCCCUGGAGACAGGAGUGGGAGAAGGGGGUCCAGGUGCCAGUCAGCCCUGGGACCAUCCCGCAGCCCGUGGCCAGGGUCGUGUCGGAAGAGAAGUCCCUCAUGUUCAUCAGGCCCAAGAAAUACAUCGUCUCCUCGGGCUCCGAGCCCCCGGAGCUGGGCUACGUGGACAUCCGUGCGCUGGCCGAUGGUGUGUGUCGGUACGACCUCAACGACAUGGACGCGGCGUGGCUGGAGCUGACCAACGAGGAGUUCAAGGAGAUGGGCAUGCCGGAGCUGGACGAGGGCACCAUGGAGAGGGUCCUGGAGGAGUUUGAGCAGCGCUGCUCCGACAACAUGAACCACGCCAUCGAGACGGAGGAGGGCCUGGGCAUCGAGUACGACGAGGACGUCGUGUGCGACGUCUGCCAGUCGCCGGACGGCGAGGACGGCAACGAGAUGGUGUUCUGUGACAAAUGCAACAUCUGCGUGCACCAGGCCUGCUACGGAAUCCUCAAGGUGCCCGAGGGCAGCUGGCUGUGCCGGACCUGUGCCCUGGGGGUGCAGCCCAAGUGCUUGCUGUGCCCCAAGAAGGGCGGAGCCAUGAAGCCCACCCGCAGCGGGACCAAGUGGGUCCAUGUCAGCUGUGCCCUGUGGAUCCCCGAGGUGAGCAUCGGCAGCCCCGAGAAGAUGGAGCCCAUCACCAAGGUGUCUCACAUCCCCAGCAGUCGGUGGGCGCUGGUGUGCAGCCUCUGCAACGAGAAGUUUGGGGCCUCCAUACAGUGCUCCGUGAAGAACUGCCGCACGGCCUUCCACGUGACCUGCGCUUUCGACCGGGGCCUGGAGAUGAAGACCAUCCUGGCGGAGAACGAUGAGGUCAAGUUCAAGUCCUACUGCCCGAAGCACAGCUCCCACAGGAAAGCCGAGGGGAGCCUCGCGGCGGGGGCCGCCCAGGAGAACGGGGGCCCCGAGCGCUCCCCCCGGAGCCCGCUGGAGCCCUUCGCCAGCCUGGAGCAGAAGCAGGAGGAGGCCCACCGCGUGAGCGUCCGGAAGCAGAAGCUGCAGCAGCUGGAGGACGCCUUCUACACCUUCGUCAACCUGCUGGACGUGGCCAGGGCCCUGCGGCUGCCCGAGGAGGUGGUGGACUUCCUGUACCAGUACUGGAAGCUGAAGAGGAAGGUCAACUUCAACAAGCCGCUCAUCACCCCAAAGAGAGACGAGGAGGACAAUCUGGCCAAGCGGGAGCAGGAUGUCUUGUUUAGGCGGCUGCAGCUGUUCACGCACCUGCGGCAGGACCUGGAGAGGGUUCGGAACCUCACUUACAUGGUGACCCGCAGGGAAAAGAUUAAGCGAUCUGUGUGCAAAGUCCAGGAACAGAUAUUCAAUCUUUACACUAAGCUCUUGGAGCAAGAAAGAGUUUCAGGUGUGCCUUCGCCCUCCUGCUCCGCCGCCUCCCUGGAGAGCAUGCUUCUGUUCAACAGCCCCUCCGUGGGCCCCGACGCGCCCCAGAUCGAGGACCUGAAGUGGCACUCGGCCUUCUUCCGGAAGCAGAUGGGCACCUCCCUGGGCCGCGCCCUGAAGAAGCCGCACCCGCGAGCCGCGGGCCAGGCCCCGCACCGGGCGGCGGGCGCCCCGCAGGGCUGGCUGGGCUUCGACAAGGCGGCCUUCGCCGACGCCCGGCUCCUGGCCGCCCCGCAGCGCAACGGCGCGCUGGCGCCGGACCCCGGGAGCAGGAGGGACCCCCGCUUUCCCUGCGACCCCGGCCAGGGGGACGGGAGGGACAGGCCUUUCCGACACAAGCCCCUCCGGGCCCCGGACGCGCCCCCGCGGCACCCGGACCCCGCGCCCCGGGCCGCCGCCGCCUCCGGCGCCCGGAGAGAGGGGCCGCCCAAGUGCAACGGCGCCCUGGCGCGGGGCAGCCAGCCCCCGCCCGCAGCCAAAGUGCCUACCACGCCCGCCAGCCCCGGGAAGAACUGGGGGGGCUUCCGGAUCCCAAAGAAGGGGGAGCGGCCGCCGCAGGAGGCGCCCGCCCCCGGGGCCGCCUGCCCCUGCCUGGGCCUGGGCCGCGGGCCCGCCAGGGAGAGGGCCAAGAGCAAGCCGAGGGCCGACCCCGAGAGCGACGGCUACGCCCCCGACGGCGAGAUGAGCGACUCGGAGGGCGAGGCCUCGGAGAAGAAGUGCAUCCCCGCCGCGGGCGGCGCCAUGGGCCGCAGGACAGACUUCAUCCGCAGGAGCAUCCUGGCCUCCUGAUGCCCGGCCCUGAGCCGCGCGCACACCGACUCGCUGUUCAGAUGUUUUGUCCCCCCCCCCCCCCCCCCAAGUCAUUUAUAAACCGCGAGGAGGGUGUGCUAUUUGCAACUGGUUGAGGAAACACGUAGGUUGCGACCGUGAGGCACGGCGGAGACUAGAAGCUUCAACACUAAGCUAAGAAUGAAUGAAUGAAGUGCAUUUUUUAAAGAGGGAGAGGCCUACGGAAGCCUCCUGAGUUUUUAUUGCUCUGUUUUCUUCCCAAAGCACAAACUCUUGGUCACCCGACUACACGGAGUCAGAUAUGGUUCUAGACACCCUCGCGUACCGUUGGCUAGCCUGUAACUUAUUUCCUGGACGGUGGCGGAUUGGAAACCAUGUUCUUGUUGCAUUGCAGUCUGCAGGCAGCAGCUCCGAGGAGCUCGAGGGGACUUCUGUGCAAAUGUCCCAGAUGGGAGAAGUGUUGAAGGUCACCCCUGGAGAAGCUUCGGGGGCUGGAAUAUGAGGGAAUGUGGCUCCUCGGCCUGCAACCCUGGGAGGGAGCGGGAUGGAGAGGCCUGGUGCAGAGCGAGGUCACUGGGAAGUUCUGUCUGUGGGAGAGGGCAGCUGAGGCCCAUUGACCAGUCCUCUUGACACUCUCUUCCCUAACUGCCGUCUGUGGGCCAGCCCGGGCGGGGUUCCCUAGCCACUGGCAAUCACUGGUCCGCUGGCCUCCAACAGUACAGUAGUCAUUCACGUUCAAGUGAUGAACUUUCAGACUCCAGUGACUCAUACUUCCCAGGGUCCCCAACUGGAACAGAUUCCUUAAGAACAAGGAAAAAAGGAAAAGAAAAAAAGAAAAAGGAAAAAAAAAGAAAAGAAAAGAAAAAAAAAAAGCGUGAAAUAGGCUAUAUUUUAGAAACAAUAGAAAGGCAAUAAGUUGUGAUAACCUCUUACCAUUGACCAAGUUUCUACAGGAAAGAGUUUUAAGUGUAGUAGGUUUUUUCUGGAGUCAGUUCUAGGCUCUGAUUCGAACUUGGACUUCCUAAUUGCAAAUGGCAAUAACUCGUAAGUUAUCAGCAAUAAUGAAUUUAGCAUUAAUUUGGGUACAAUGUUCUGUUUUCGCACUGACUGCGGUGCAUCUGUGUUAAGACAAUGGGUAGUGUUAAGGUCCUGUUCAUUUUCUUUGGAAUUCAGCGUAGUUGUGCAUCAAUCUUCAGAGAAGGAAAGUUUAAAUAGCGAAUAGACUUAGAAUUAUGGGCACUUGGAACAAGCCCAGCUUCCCCUAAAUCGCCCCUUAGUUUGCUGGUGUCGGUAUUCAGACUCCUGAUUCAUUUAUCCAUCUGUUUCCAUGUGGCAGGGACGUUCUGAUACUUGAUGAAUAAUGGUUUGAGUCCUGCGGUUCACUUUCAAGUCUUCCAGAGGAUUGUCAACACCAAACAAGGCUUAUUGAAUUCCAUCUUGCUAUGCAAGUUUUGUCAGAUGAUCAAAUAGUAGAUCAGCUGCAUCUCCAUUGUAUGUAUGACAUUCUCAGACCAAGUCUUAAGCUUUUUGAAUACAUUGUAGUAGCUGAUUCAGGAGAGGGGAAAGGAUGACCCAGGUUUAGAUGGACUAUUUUUGAGCUGAAAGGCUCCUUUUGAAAAAGACUGUUGUCCAGAUAAGCUGUUGCUGCAGAUAGAAGUUUCUUACAAAUCCAAGUUGUACUUUCACUCAUAGCCUAAUUGAAAAGGCAGACUUUGCAGAGGAGCAGAAACCUUUUGCUGAGCACAGAAGGUGGACUCUACCCGGUAACUUUUGGACUACAGUGACAGCUCUGGUGAGAGUUCGAGGAUGUGGAUUUGUCAAGCCAUAGAAAGAAAACCUAAAUUCUAGUAAGCGUAUGACCUCUCACCAUUUUAAGAGGUUCACAGAUUCAUUUGCACUAUUAGGAAUGCUAGUUUUGUGCAAAAAUAAUGCCUUACCUGUUUCCCCCCCACAUUUAGGUUGAAAAGCUUUCAAAUGUUUCAAGUUAUGCUGAACCAAAAAAAAACACACAAAACAAAAAACAAAAACAUAA
This is a messenger RNA of Pipistrellus kuhlii (Kuhl's pipistrelle), 4708 nucleotides long. RefSeq names its product jade family PHD finger 1 (gene JADE1). Gene Ontology annotation, biological process: regulation of transcription by RNA polymerase II. The record is from RefSeq and is a predicted model, not a curated record. Bases 229 to 2676 code for a protein of 815 amino acids. Lineage: Eukaryota; Metazoa; Chordata; Mammalia; Chiroptera; Vespertilionidae. The transcript is spliced from 11 exons. Gene Ontology annotation, cellular component: histone acetyltransferase complex.